CGUGAGGCACAGGGAGGAGGGUUAGCGCUGGACACACCUGAGGAGCAGGUAGCUGCAUUGCUGCAUUAGCAGUUGACCGUUUUGUCUGAUUUCAGUGAUUUUGUGCAUCGUCUACACCGGACCGUUACAUUGAGAAAUACAGAAGAUUGGAAGGGACUUCAGUGUCUGGAGCUCAGCAUGCCCUGACGCCCAGCGGCUGUAACUUUGGUGACACCAUGGCACCGGAAUGCAGGCUUGACCUCUGGCUUGUGCUUGGCAAGUCUUGUAGUCACUGAGUUCUGAGACAGUUAGCAUGAGUAGCGCAGCAGACGGCUGCAUCCAGUUCACUCGCCAUGCAGGUGACGUGCUCUUCAACUUCAACCGCCUGCGGAGCAGGAACAUCCUCGUGGACGUCACCAUUCGGGUCGGAGGGCAGGAGUUCCACGCGCACAAAACGGUGCUCAUGGCCUGCAGUGGCUUCUUUUACUCGCUGUUCGUCAACACCACCAAAAGUGACCCUACGGUCGUGAGCCUGGACGCAAAAGUGGACCCCAAUGGCUUUGCUAUACUCCUAGAAUUCAUGUACACCUCCUGCCUGAACCUCAAAGAGCGCUUCAUCCUGGCCACCCUCAACACAGCCAUGUACCUGCAGAUGGAGCACAUGGUGGAAACCUGCCAGAAGUUCAUGGAGUCCAGGGGCCUGUCUGUGAAGCAGCCCAGAGAGGAAGUACCAACCAGCCCCACAUGUUUACCUCAGGAUACUAUCUUCAACUUCAGCGACGUUCCUAGGAGCAUCUCAUCUAGACCUAACGGGAUGGCCCUCGGGUCUCCGGUCGUUCACUACGCGGUCAGCACGUCUACCGGCAGCCCCACACGCUUCUACAACCACCUCUCUGAUGCAGGGGGCUCCGCCUCUAGCGUCAAACCCCUUUUCUGGCAGGUUCCAAGCAGCAGCGUCAUAACACAGGGGCCGCGAUCCCCUCCUGGAGGAGAACCAUCCAUUAAAGUGGACAGCACCAGCAUCUCCCCGGUCUACCACCCUGUCCGCUCAUCUGUGGUCCACCAGCUGGGCCACAAUCAGGGGGACAGAAUGGGCUUCACAGGUAUGAAGGUGGAGCUGGAGGAGAACUUUGGCCAUUCUCAGAUUAACGGACCCCGCAGCCCUCUGAGGUCAGACUGCCAGCCCAAUUCCCCAGCCGAGUCCAGCGGCUGCAGUAGAGAGGCAGCUUCUUCUCAGAGAGCCUCAGCCAGCGAGGCGAAGGUCCACAACUGGAAGAAGUACAAGUUCAUCGUUCUGAACUCAGCUGACGGCUCGGAGAACCCCUCUCAACCAGCGGUGGAGCCCACCACCAAGAGUACCGAUCAGACGGCCACAAGCCACUUGAAUGUUAACAGCAGAUCUGUGGAAGAACUCAGUCAAAGAGCAUGUGAUCCCACAUCUUUGUCAACCUCCACCCACAUUCUGAGAGAGGAGAGCAACAUGAGCGGCUCAGAAAUAGGCCACGAGAGCAGCAGUUUGGUCUGCAGCGAAUGCGACUCCAGAGUUGAGAUGAACUCUGAGAACCAUCAGCGCCUUGAGGACGGCAAACCGUACAGGUGUGACCGCUGCCAAGCCACGUUCUCCUGUAAAGGAACCCUCAAUAGCCACAAAUCUGCCCAUCCAGUUGAGAAGCCGUACCGCUGUAACGUGUGCGGCGCUCAGUUCAACAGACCAGCCAACCUCAAGACCCACCUGCGCAUCCACUCGGGGGAAAAGCCAUAUAAAUGCGAGACCUGCGGCUCCUGCUUCGUCCAGGUGGCUCACCUGAGGGCCCACGUGCUGAUUCACACCGGAGAGAAGCCGUACUCCUGCGACGUCUGCGGCACCCGCUUCCGCCACCUGCAGACGCUGAAGAGCCACCUGCGCAUACACACGGGCGAGAAGCCCUACCACUGUGAAAAAUGUGACCUGCGCUUCCGCCACAAGAGCCAGCUGAGACUGCACCUGCGGCAGAAACACGGCGCAGUGACCAACAGCAAGGUCCAGCGCUGACCAGCCGUAACCUGCUGAAACGAGCGAGACAGAAAGAACACAAACGCAGCAGCUGAACCAAAAUGCAUACUGUAACGCAGAGGUACAUGUACAAAGUGCCGGGCUGACCCACGACUGACCAGCGCCAGGUACUUCCAGUGGACGUGCGGAGAUCGGGCACUAACUGGGACACUUUCAGUGUUAGAUUGUUACAGAUUUGAUAGCUUUCCUGUAGUUGCUCUAACUAGCCCUCAAAGUUCAAGCACCACUGAAACGGUUUGUAUUAUAGGGAAGGUAAUGUUUAUAUAUUGCAGAUGAUUAUUUUUGUGAAUGUGAAAUCAGAUAAUGUUUAUUUUUGCAAAUGCUGAAAGGUACGUUGGGGUCUUAAUAUACCUUAAGUUCUAUUUAUAGGUCCUUCAGUAACACUGUACAGUAUUUUGAUACAAAAGAGGGUCAAUUUCUUGGAAUAAACUAUUUUAUAUCAGAA
This is a messenger RNA of Pygocentrus nattereri (red-bellied piranha), 2477 nucleotides long. RefSeq names its product BCL6A transcription repressor b (gene bcl6ab). Bases 293 to 2011 code for a protein of 572 amino acids. The transcript has 9 exons. Gene Ontology annotation, molecular function: protein binding. The record is from RefSeq and is a predicted model, not a curated record. NCBI's taxonomy places the organism in Eukaryota, Metazoa, Chordata, Actinopteri, Characiformes, Serrasalmidae. Gene Ontology annotation, biological process: regulation of immune system process; regulation of cytokine production; negative regulation of transcription by RNA polymerase II.